Molecule: messenger RNA, 531 nt
Organism: Phaeodactylum tricornutum CCAP 1055/1
Lineage: Eukaryota; Bacillariophyta; Bacillariophyceae; Surirellales; Neidiaceae
Exons: 1
Cellular component (GO): membrane; cytoplasm
Source: RefSeq, a predicted model, not a curated record
UACGAGUCUCACUUGCACGCUCGUCCGGUGGUAACCAAAAUGUUUACUGGGAGUCUUCUUUGGGGGAUUGGCGAUGCCGUGGCGCAAAUCGUUCCCUUCCUGUCCGCCGGAAAAGACAGUGUUGAUGGAGUCACUGCCUUUACCUACGAUUGGCCCCGCACGACACGGGCCGCCUUUUUUGGAUUCGCCAUACACGCACCACUCUCUCACUUGCACUUUAACUUUCUGGAAUGGAUGACUAUCCGCCUCAAAGUACAGGGGCUCGCCAUUCCCAUAUUCAAAGCGUUUAUGGAGCAGUUCGUCUACUGGAGCUGGUUUUCCAAUUCCCUCUACCACGGCGCCAUGGGCGCUAUGCAGGGACAAAAUGCGUCCCAGAUCUACGAUCGGAUUGCCAACGUUUUAUGGGAAACGCAACUGGCGCAGUGGAAAUUUUGGAUUCCGAUUCAACUCGUCAACUUUCAAUUUACCCCGGUACGGCAUCAACUCAACGUCGUGUUGGUCACGAGUAUUGCUUGGACGGCGCUCCUGUCG